This is a messenger RNA of Cyphellophora attinorum, 933 nucleotides long. RefSeq lists its product as uncharacterized. The record is from RefSeq and is a predicted model, not a curated record. Bases 1 to 933 code for a protein of 310 amino acids. Gene Ontology annotation, molecular function: DNA binding. The transcript is spliced from 3 exons. Lineage: Eukaryota; Fungi; Ascomycota; Eurotiomycetes; Chaetothyriales; Cyphellophoraceae.
AUGCCUCCAAAAUCAAAGGACAAGUACACUGACCCCAAGCUCCGAGAGGAAGUGAAAGAAGAGAUUAAGCAGUCCGACAAGGGCGGCGAACCAGGACAAUGGUCAGCCCGCAAGGCACAAAUGAUGGCCGCCGAGUACAAAAAGCGCGGCGGCGACUACAACACACCCAAGUCCGACAAGGAUGAGUCAGCCAAGAACCUCGACAAGUGGAACGACGAGGACUGGCAGACUAAGGAUGGCGAAGGACAAGCUAAGAAGGCUGACGGGUCGCGGAAGCGCUACCUACCGAAGAAGGCGUGGGAGGAGAUGGACGAACAGGAGAAGAAGGAGACUGAUCAGAAGAAGCAGGCGGCGAGUAAGGACGGGCAGCAGUACGUCGCGAAUACGACGAAGGCGAAGCGGGCUAGGAAGAAUGCUCAUGAGGAAGGGGAGGCCGAUGGUGACCAGGAGCAAGAGAAAGGAGGCGACCAGGAUGGCGAGGAAGAGGAACAGGAGGCGGAGAAGCCGAAGCGUGGACGACCAAAGAAGGCCGAGACCAAGAAGUCCGACACGAAGGAAGACUCGGAGAGUGCGAGCACAGGUCGGAAACGAGGUCGUCCGAAGAAAGAAGAUGGGGACGAGGCUAAAAGCGAGGAGCCUGCUCCAAAGAAAGGCAGGGGCGGUGGAAAGACCGUCGGCUCUCGCCAUGACAAGGCAGAGCCGCCAGCUAAGCAGGCAUCAGUGAAGAGACUGCCAAAGAAGGGACAGAACCCGGCAUACUGGAAAGCCAUGCCUGGCUGGGUCGACGGAGAGGUAGUUGAGAUCGUGAAGACUUCAAAAAAGAUCGACGGCAAACAAGUGAAAGCAUCGAAGGACGAUCCGAAGGUUGUGCUGAAAAGCAAUUCGUCCGGGAAGAUCUGCGUACAUAAGAUCGAUAAUGUGUAUUUCGACUAA